This is a messenger RNA of Ahaetulla prasina, 1648 nucleotides long. Its product is annotated as tetraspanin-36-like. Gene Ontology annotation, cellular component: membrane. Gene Ontology annotation, biological process: protein maturation; regulation of vascular endothelial growth factor signaling pathway; protein localization to plasma membrane. NCBI's taxonomy places the organism in Eukaryota, Metazoa, Chordata, Lepidosauria, Squamata, Colubridae. Bases 195 to 941 code for a protein of 248 amino acids. The record is from RefSeq and is a predicted model, not a curated record. The transcript is spliced from 7 exons.
UCCAGGAAAUAGCAAGUUACGAGGACGUCAUGUGAUAAACUGGCAGAAGUUCAGUUCAGCGUCCCAGAAAAGUUCAUCGCGCCAGCCAGAAACUGCGUCGCGUUUACUUUCUCUGCGUUUCUAAUUCUCCCCCACCUUUCCCCCCCCUCUUCUUUCCUUUUUUUUUUUUUUGGGAAAAACAUACAAAGGACAAGAUGGAUUUUGGGGUGAUCGUUUCCAAGACCGUGCUGCUAUUUAUCAGUUUCCUCUUCUGGGGUGCAGCAGCUGGACUUCUCUAUGUUGGCGCGCACAUCCUCAACGCUUACAAGGAAUACGACCCUUUUCUUCAUAACCGAGAUGCUCUCUUGCCCCCCCUCAUUAUCAUUGCCGUUGCUGUGGUCAUGAUGGUCAUUGGCAUAGUUGGCUGCUGUGCCACCCUUCGUGAAUCCAAGAUUGGCCUCGGAGUGUUCUUUGUCAUUAUCCUGCUGAUCUUCACUGCAGAAAUGGCAGCCUUUGUGCUUGGAUUUGUUUACAAAGGAAAGAUAAUAGCCGAGUUCCAUGACUCUAUGUCGAAAGCAUUUGCAGCCUACGAUGGAAAAUCAGAACACUCUCGUAGUGUGGAUUACCUGCAGCAGCAGCUUCAGUGUUGUGGUAUCCAAAACUACACUGACUGGAUUGGGACCCAGUGGUUCAACACUAUAGGCAACCACAGUCUUCCUCAGAGCUGCUGCAAGCAAGGUUCGGCUUUCAAGAAUUGUACAGGACAGCUAAGUGAGAAGCAUCUUUUCAACACACAAGGCUGUGAAAAGACCAUGGAUCUCCGUGACCUGCUCAAUUACGCGAUGCUCAUUGUCUUGGGUUUUGCCAUUGUGAAGUUUUUUGGAAUGCUUAGGAUCUGCAUGUUGGCCUGCAAGACGGAAAGCCAAGGGUAUCAGUCCCUGAGCACCGGAGUCUUUGCCUGACCAAGAAAUCGAGGACUUUUCCUUUUGGGAUCUCCAUGAACAAAAAUGGAAAAGAGUAGAAAGCAUUAGCCUACUUUUUAUGAAAUCCCAAAGGAGAUUACACUGGCUUUCAGAAGUCAUAUUAAAGGUGGUUGGCAUUAACAUCCUGAUAAGCCUGAGAUUUGUCAGAUAUCGUUGAAAUUAAGGUGCCCUUUUUAAAACAGCAGAUGGAGACAUUCACCAGAAAAGGCAGACCAACGCCUGCGAUUCCAGUGGCUGAUAUAAUUUGUGAAUCUAUCCUUGAAGAGACUUAAAAGAAAUUAUAUUUCCCUGAUUGGCUGGGCCAUUGGCAUAUGGUAAAGAGCUAGGUGCUUAUAGCAAAUCUCUAAAAUCCAGUGGAAAAUAGCUAAACGUUAGACAUGUUGAAAUCCACUCUGAGAUAAAUGUUGAGAAUAUAGCAUGCCUUGGAUUGAAGCUGGAUUCUUCUCCCAAGAAAAGUUGCAGGUAUGAAUGCUGACAAUUUCUUUUACUCUAGACUGACAUUUUCUAGAGUAACUUGAGAGAUUUAGACAUAGGCAGACUUUUAUCUGGGAGUGACCAGCUUUUCUAACAGAAUAUCCAUUAAAUGUCUGACCGUAUGAAUUCUUUUGCUCUUUUGCUUGAGUUAGGUCAGAAAUGCAUAUAAGAUUCCAUUUUUUUUUAGCUCAUGAUGAAUUCUGGUGGUAAAA